Molecule: messenger RNA, 2794 nt
Organism: Glycine soja
Lineage: Eukaryota; Viridiplantae; Streptophyta; Magnoliopsida; Fabales; Fabaceae
Product: protein WHAT'S THIS FACTOR 1 homolog, chloroplastic
Exons: 1
Coding region: 409-1560 (383 amino acids)
Molecular function (GO): RNA binding
Source: RefSeq, a predicted model, not a curated record
GGUGUGGUGUGAGUCGAGUGUGACAGACGGAGACAGUCUCUGAGGAUGCCAACAGCAAGGGAAGUUUCUGAACACAGGACGAGACAGUGUCUCCGUCGUCCUCAUUCGCGAACAUAUACAUUUUUCCCAGUACGGCGUUGCUUUUUCCAUUUUCAGCUGAAAUAGCGACUACUAGAUGCAUUGGGCAGCAAGAAAAAAAGAUACAUUGGACUCUCAAGCUUUUGAGUGUAACAGGCCCAUUCAAGUCCAUUUGAGUUUUUUUUUUUUUUUCUCGUACAAAUGACAUUUAUCUUUUACUAAAGAAGCCAAUUUUGUUAUAUCCAUGAUUCGAAGUGAAAACCUCUCUGAUUAAGGUAUGCUUGGUGGUGCUGGUGGCUGUGCGGCUAGUUGAAGUUGAAGCUUUAAGGUAUGUUCUCCAGAAGCAAAAGCCACACCCUCUCCCACCUCAAGGCGAGAUCCAUAUCAAGCCUGAAAGUAGUGUGGCGCAAGGACCCAGAACUCGACCGAGCCAUAGAGUUGGACAAGCGAUACAAGCAAUGCGCCCGCGUCGUCAAAGAAGUCCUCAACGAACCAGGCCAGGUCAUCCCUCUCCGCUACCUCGAAAAGCGCCGCGAAAGGAUGCGCCUCAAGCUCAAAGCCGAAACCUUUCUCAACCAAAACCCCGGCCUCUUCGACGUCUACUACGACCGCAUCAAACCCAAAACCGAACCGGUCCGCUUCCUCCGCCCCACCGACCGCCUCCGCCGAUUCCUCCACCAGGAGCGACGCGUUUUCCUCGACAACGAGCCCUUCAUCGUGUCCAAGUUGUGUAAACUGUUAAUGAUGUCGAAGAACAAGGUUGUCAGUGCUGACAAGCUACUUCACGUGAAGAGGGAGUUCGGCUUCCCCAACGAUUUCUUGGUUGAUUUGGUUCCUAGGUAUCCGGAAUAUUUUAGGUUAACCGGUUCUCCUGGGGAGGGGAAAUCGUUUCUGGAGUUGGUUAAUUGGAACCCCGAGUUUGCAAAAUCUGUAAUUGAGCGAAGGGCUGAAGAGGAGAGUGAGCGUUUGGGGAUUAGGGUUAGGCCCAGUUUCAAUGUGCAGCUUCCACGAGGGUUUGUGUUGAAGAAGGAGAUGAGGGAGUGGAUUAGGGAUUGGAUGGAGCUUGAUUACGUGUCCCCUUAUGAGGAUGUGUCUCAUUUGGAUCAGGCUUCUAGAGAGAUGGAGAAGAGGUCCGUUGGAGUGUUCCAUGAACUGCUCUCACUUUCCUUGCACAAGAGGAUUCCUGUGCCGAUUCUCGGAAAGUUUUGCGACGAGUAUAGGUUUUCGAAUGCGUUUUCCACCACUUUUACUAGGCAUUCGGGGAUAUUCUAUCUGUCUUUGAAAGGAGGGAUUGAGACGGCGGUGUUGAGAGAAGCGUACAGAGGCGAUGAGUUGAUUGACCGCGAUCCUCUGCUCCGGAUAAAGGAUAUGUUUGUUGAGUUGUUGGAGGAUGGGUGGCGGCAAAGAGCAGAGCAGUUGAGGUUGAAGCAAGAGAAGGUUAAGGAAGAUAUGGAGUUAUUGGCUACUAAAGUUAGUGAAUGAAAAUAUGGAUAUGAAGAGCUUUUGAUUUGGAGGAUUUUUGUGGUAUAAAAGCUUGACCAUUCCUGGCGAGUACAUUCUUUCUCACUUUGUAUGAUUGUUAGUCUUAAGAUGCAUGAAUUGCUGCAGAAAAAUUGAAUGGUUUCCUCUUAGGACUCUGUUAUUGAAGAAUGUUUCAGUAACAAGUUUUUGGCUUAGUAAUAUGUCUACGGACCAUUUUCCCCCCCAUGUUUGCAUUGUUGAAACCAAUUUUAAAUAUGGAGGGUAGGGAGGGAUUGUUGUUCAUAUAAUGUUUCCUUUUACUUGUGAUAGUGGUUAACAAUUAACGUAAUGUCAAAAUGUCAGAAUCAGAAAUCAAAGUACUGCAUUGUAUUCUUUGAAAUAUUUUUUAUUUCAUCUUGAAAAUGUUGGAAGCUGAGUGUUUUUCAAUCCAUCUUGUUAAAAUGCACUUAGUUGUAAACUUGCCGAUAGUGCUUGAGCUAUUUGACAACCAACUUUAUUCAAAAAAAUUUGAAAUAAUGGUAUGCAUUGUGAUGAGUAAUAUUGAUGAAUUUGGUAAAGAUUCCGAAAGAGAGGGAUUCGAACCCAUCUUUGAGAUGCAUGAUAAAAUAUCUAAGUUGGACUUGCUAGAAGGAGGCUGUGAAUGAACCUGUGUUUACCCUUAUCUAACUCAUUGUGCUUUGAAAUUUAAGAAUUACAGUGCUCCAAAUAAUGCUUCUGGUAUCAGAUCAAGCCGGCAGUACAUUGUUGGAGGCCACAAAAUGCGGAAAAUGCUGAAUUUCCGCAGGAUGUUCCUCUGAUAAUUCAAAGAGGAAGAAUACACAUUGUAUAUCUGCUAAGGAUGGAAAAAAUGAGUUCCAUUUUUGGAUGAUGACCAAAUUCUGCUACCAAAUUACCUUGAGCAGCAAUGAAGUAUUUGCUUUUCAUGUUUCAAGGAACAGCUGGAAACCUAUUAAGGAAAGUGUAAAGAAAUUAAAUUUGUCAUUCUAUCAUGUAUGUUACGCAAUGGUAAAGUUAUUUUUCCUCGUAGCUUGGAGGUUAUAAGUUCAAAUUCUAGAAAUAGUUUUUUCGAUUGCUGGGAUAAGGCUUUGGAUUGCCCUACUAUAUGUUACUUAAAGAAAGGUUGUUUCCAACAGUCAACUUCUAUUUGAAGGCUCUACAAUAACAAUUCUUUUGUUAAGGAGGUUGUGUGUAUUAAGUAUUAACAAUUUUUCUUUCAAAAGGAAUCAGUUAGAAA